UGUUUUCUCGUUGUGUGAAUGUCUGACACUUUGUGAAGACACACCUCUCGAGACUGAGAGUGAAAUAGGCUUCUGGUAUUUCAACUUCUUUAAAUUGCUCCCAAUUCUAUCUCAGUAACACUCGGUGCUCUGCAGAGAUUCGUCCAUUCCGAGCAGAGAAGAGAAGGAGAAGGAGAAGGAGAAGGAGAAGGAGAAGGAGAAGGCACAGGCUCUGAAAACACAAGUCAGACAUGGAGUACAUAAGAGCUGGAACUAAAGUUUAGAGACAACGACAGAGGGAGAUCACAGGGACCUGAUGGCCAGCUCCAGUUACUGGUCUGCACUUGCUUGUCUGACUGUUACCUGCUCUGUAUAUUUUGCUGCCUCUGACAUUUCCUGUUACAAUGAUGAUGGGCAGCCAGUUGACUGGUUCAUUGUUUACAAGUUACCCAAACAUGUCAGUAAAACAGGUUUACAAUACAAGUACAUGGACUCCUCGAGCAAUGGCUGGAGAACUGGAAAUCGCUUGAUUAAUGACACGGACCGAGCUGUGGGAGGGACUCUACAGCAGCUCUAUGAGAAAUCUAAACUGCAGAGGGACCAAGUGGCAUAUGUCCUCUACAAUGACCAGGUCAAUACCACCCUGUCCAGUUAUGGCGGACAUACAAAAGGAGUUGUCCUUUUGGAUGACAUACAAGGCUUCUGGUUGGUUCACAGCACUCCGUUCUUCCCACCCAGAACUGACCAAUCCUACAAGUGGCCACACAGUGGAAUGAAAAACGGGCAGUCUUUCUUGUGUGUUACCUACCGAUAUGACCAGUUUAAGGACAUUGGUACACAGUUAUUGUACAACAACCCUCAUGUCUACGAUCAUUCGAUCCCGCCCUCUUUCGCCAAAGACCUGGUCAACCUCAACAAGGCAGCAACUGGCAAAAAGCUGGAGAGGCCCCCCUGGCAGAGUAAGGUCGUUCUCUCGUCGGCAGCUGGGAAACUCUUCACCAGUUUUGCAAAGAGCAGAAAAUUUGGAGAUGAUUUAUACUCUGGCUGGGUGGCAGGCUCCUUUCAGAGUGAUCUGUUGGUUCAGACCUGGCCAAACUCCGCACACACUCUCCCAUCCAACUGCACCAUGACGUACUCGGUGUACAAUGUGAAGGUCAUUACAUUCACCACAUACACUAGCUUCGAAAGCAGCAUGGAUCAUUCCAAAUGGUGUGUGACAAGGCCAGGCUCAGGUGUGAAGUGGACCUGCAUUGGCGAUAUCAACAGAGACCGGGCGCAGGAGCACAGAGGUGGUGGAACUGUCUGCACUGAUGAUCCAGUCGUCUGGGAUUCUUUCUCGAGCCUGGUUACAUCCUGUGAGUUCUGUGUGUGCUCUUGCAAUGAGAAGGAAAGCAGGGGCAUGCGGGCUGGGGCUCAGACUGUGGUUUGAGAGUAAAUACACAAUUGUUCGUUUUUACUUUGCUUUUGCAAAUCUGAGUUUACGAAACUGUUUGUAGAUCAGUCCAUAGAGAGAAUUUGCUGGCAUCCCACCCGGCCAGCUUCAGAUCCAGGCCUUGUCCAAGAUCUCCCACAAGCAGGCAAUUAUUUCUCAAUCUUUCUUUCAGUUCCAUGUCUCGAAUGUAAUACAAAUCAAGCUCUGUCCUACACUCUGCAGUGGCUGAAAGGAUCCUGUGGCUACUAUUUUAACGGAGAGAUGGGAGAUCACCCCCAGUGCCCUGGCCAAUAUUUAUCCCUUGAUCAAGCUGAACCAGAUUAUCCAAUCAUUGCUGGUUGUAAGAGCUUGCUGAGCACAAAUUGGCUGCCAGGUUUCCCAUAUUACAACAUUAUAACAUUUUAAGGUCACGUGGCAUGUUCUAGAAAUGCAAGACGUCUCUCUCAUUACCUGGUUCCGGUUAGUAUUCCCCUGUUUCCUUUUCCUAACUUUUGAGCUUUGAAGUGAAACACACACAUUUGGCUAAAGGAUUGCACAGGCUCACAUCACCCAGCUACAUGAGUGUCCAGAGGGGAUACUGAUCCAAUCAAACUUGGAACGAAUUCUGCUCUUACCAACCAGUAUCUUCCUCCACUAAAAAUGUGACACCAUGAAGCCCCACAGCCCCCAACCCUUCAUGUCUGCACACUCGCAGACGUAGAAACAUAAAAAGAAUUGCAGAGCAGAGCACCCAAGUCACUCAGCAGCAAGUUCUAGUGUACCUCUCUCUUGUUUGUCCUUGCUUUGCAUUGAGAUUGCUGGCUUUUCUGUUACCGUGCAUACUGAUACUGGAAACUCUACAACAAUUAACGUUCUUUCAUAUCCCCAAAGCCUGUCUACCAUCUACAAGGCACAAGUCAGGAGUGUUUUGGAAUACUCCCCACUUGCCUGGAUAGAUGCAGCUCUGACAACACUCAAGAAGCUUGACACCAUCCAUGACAAAACAGUAUGUUUGAUUGGCACCGCAUCCACUCCCACCAUCCUGACGCUCAGUAGCAGCAGUGUGUACUAUCUACAAGAUGCACUGCAGAAAUUCACCAAAGAUCCUCAGACAGCUCCUUCCAAACCUGUGACCUGUACAACCUAGAAGGGCAAGGGUAGCAGAUAUGUGGGAUCACCACCCCCUGCAAGUUCCCCUUCAAGCCACUCGCCAUCCUGACUUGGAAAUAUAUCACCUUUUCUUCACUGUCGCUGGGUCAAAAUCCUGGAUCUACCCGACCAAGGGCAUUGUGGGGCUACCUACAGCACAUGGACUGCAGCGGUUCAAGAAGGCAGUUCACCCCCACCUUCUCCACAGGAGUUAGGCAGGUGCAAUAAAUACUGGCCUAGCCAAUGAGGCUCACAUUCCAUUAAAUAAUUUUUAAAAGUAAAUUUAUUGGAUGUUCUUAUCUACAUGCAGGCUACAGUAAACUGUUUAAAUUAUAGCAUUGGCUCUCCUGAAUCAUCAAUAAAUUAAACGCUGACUUUGUUACAUAACAGAAUAAAUCCUUUUUAACCUGA
Molecule: messenger RNA, 2950 nt
Organism: Rhincodon typus (whale shark)
Lineage: Eukaryota; Metazoa; Chordata; Chondrichthyes; Orectolobiformes; Rhincodontidae
Product: deoxyribonuclease-2-alpha-like
Exons: 8
Coding region: 296-1408 (370 amino acids)
Biological process (GO): apoptotic DNA fragmentation
Molecular function (GO): deoxyribonuclease II activity
Source: RefSeq, a predicted model, not a curated record